Molecule: messenger RNA, 838 nt
Organism: Episyrphus balteatus (marmalade hoverfly)
Lineage: Eukaryota; Metazoa; Arthropoda; Insecta; Diptera; Syrphidae
Gene: Timp
Product: tissue inhibitor of metalloproteinase
Exons: 5
Coding region: 123-746 (207 amino acids)
Biological process (GO): negative regulation of membrane protein ectodomain proteolysis; negative regulation of endopeptidase activity
Cellular component (GO): extracellular matrix
Molecular function (GO): protease binding; metalloendopeptidase inhibitor activity
Source: RefSeq, a predicted model, not a curated record
AAAAUUUUCAAAAAAAAAAAAGAAAUAAAUAUUCAAACAAAUUUAAGACGUAAUAUUGAAGUUGUAUACAAAAAAAUCCAUAAUUUAUCUUUAAUUUGACAGAUUUUUUUUUGAAACCAAAAAUGAAUAUAUUAAGAUAUUUUUGUGUCUGGAUAAUCGCAUUUCUGUGGCUCUUUGCCUUUUUGACGCCAUCCGUAAAUGCCUGCUCGUGUAUGCCCAGCCACCCACAGACACAUUUUUGUGAAGCUGACUACGUGAUAGUCAUGCGAGUUCUGAGAAAAUCACAUCGACUAGUUAAGGACCAUUUGGCGUAUAAGAUUGAAAUAAAAAAAUCAUACAAGAUGACAGAUGCCGCCCAAAAUAUUCUCAAACACGGACGCCUAUCGACAGCCCUUUCAGAAUCAAUGUGUGGAGUAAACUUGGAAGUGGGUAAACUUUAUGUUGUUGCAGGAAGAGGCUCCAAGUUGAGCCUAUGUAACUACAUCAAAGAAUACCAAAAAAUGACGAUUAUUGAGAGAAGAGGUUUCUCUGGAGCUUAUCGUAAAGGAUGUAAAUGCAAGAUAAACAUGAACUUUGGAGGUCGUGUAGUGGAAAAAUCUGAUUCCUGUAAUUGGUCACCAUUCAAAAAAUGUGAAACUGAUUUCAGCUUAUGCGUACCACUUGUGUAUAGGACACCAGAAGGACUUAUUUCCCAAUGUCAUUGGAGAAAAACACCUCCCUAUAAAGCGUGUUUAGCUGAUCCAUAAAGGAAUUGCACUCAUAACUCUUUACUAUAUGUACUUGUAUAUGCAUUAUAACUUCGACAGGAGCUUUAAUUCUAAUAAUAAUUAUUUUUAAU